Molecule: messenger RNA, 2673 nt
Organism: Panicum virgatum (switchgrass)
Lineage: Eukaryota; Viridiplantae; Streptophyta; Magnoliopsida; Poales; Poaceae
Exons: 6
Coding region: 522-2057 (511 amino acids)
Source: RefSeq, a predicted model, not a curated record
GCCCAGGAGCGGAGCAGUCACCCCUGCCCUCUGCCCGUCUGCCGGUCGGCCCGCUCCCGAUUCCCCUGCCGGAAGCCUAGGCGGCGGCGCGGUGCGGCGCGGCGCGCGUCACAGGUUCACAGCGGCCGGCGGCGAGGGCGUGAGGCGGCGACCGUCGGCGGGGCGGCGCGGCGCGCGUCACAGGCUCACAGCGGCCGGCGGCGAGGGCGUGAGGCGGCGACCGUCGGCGGGGCGGCGAGGCACCAAGCAGGCCAGUAGCGAGGGCACGAGCUGCAGCGUGCGGGCAGUGGCCAGCGCGCAGACGGCGAGGGCGCGAGCUGCGGGCAUCCAGCAGCCCUGCCAGCAGCGCCGCAGCGGCGGUCCGGCAGCCGGCAGGCUGCAGGCGCGACUCCAGCCCCUGUCUAGAGUAAGGGGCAAGCCGGCAAGCCCUUAAGCAUCAAGGCGUGGAGCAGAGAUCCAUCCGGACUCUGGAUUGGUUCCUUUUGCAGAGAAGGUUCCAGGUGGCAAACUCCACUUUGGAGAUGGUUCAGCUCUUUUUGUGUGUGCCGACAGAAGGUGGCAGUGUUAAUACAGUUGCGGUGGAGGCGAGGAAAUCUCUUCUUAACAAUGUUGAAUCCAUAAUCAAGUCAAUUAUCAAGUCAGCAGGCAGGUAUGAAGCUCGGUUGUGGCUGUGCAGCACUGUCUCGUCAGUCCAUUCCCUCAGUCGCCAUGACCAGCGGAACCUAUUUCUCGAUCUCUUAGAAAUGAAGAAUUCCAGGAGAGAUGUUGCUGCCCGCUUGCUGCGUAUGAUUUUCGAUAAGAAGCCCAAAAUGGCCGGGUCUAUUCUAGCAAAAAAAGGCCAUAUACUGGAGGAGUUCUUCCGAGGAAACCCAAAGCGGAUAAUGCAGUGGUUUGGUCAUUUUGCUGUUACUGGUGAAUCCACACAUAAGAAAGGUGCAAAGGCACUUUCUCAGUUUGCAUUCGUAAAUCGUGACAUGUGCUGGGAAGAACUUGAGUGGAAAGGAAAGCACAGGCAGUCUCCUGCUGUUGUUGCUACUAAGCCUCACUAUUUUCGUGAUCUUGAUGUUCUCCAAACAGUGGAAAAUUUCUUGGAGUAUGUCCCUGACUUCUGGUCUUCGGAUGAGCUUGCUGAUUCUAUUAAAGAUGGUGAAAUACUGCAAAUUGAUGCAGGAUAUUUUGUAGAUCAAUUUUUGUACUUGAUGUACGAAGACAAUUCCAAAGAUGCAUGGUGUGUGGUUGAAGAUUUUUUGAUUGAUGAGCAGUUUUCCUCUCUUUCCCAACAUCUUCUUAUUCAUCUGGAUGAGCAAAGGCUUCUUGAUUUCUUAAAAUCGCUAGGCAAGCUCAUUAGUCCUACUUCGCAAUGCAAGGAAUUGUCAUUCCCAUGCUGUUGGCUUGAGGUUCUUUUGUCAGGACAUUGUGAUCGCAUAUCUCUUGAUGAUCUUGUCUUAUUGAACUGUGUCAUUGCCAAGGGUAGACAACUUUGGCGGCUCAUGAAUGACGAAGAACAGCUGGAAGAACAGGAACAAAUGGAAGAGAUCCUGAAGGGCAUAAAUCAUUUGACUGUUGCUGAUCAUUUUGCUCUCAUGAAGGAAAUGGUGGAGAGAGAAUUACCUGACGCACUUAAGUGGAUAGGCAUUCAGUCCUGGGUCAUCUUCUGUGUUUUGUCUAAAGAAUGCAGGUCAGGAGAUUCUUGUGAAUCUUUGUUCUGUCAUAACAAAAUAGAGUUCCGCAAGGUUGAGGAUUACACGUUAGUUCAAAAUGAUGGGUGCUCAAUUAAACAUUUACCGGAUACUGAUGAUGUGGAUCUUGCUGGAAGUAGUCAGAAAAGGAGAAAGAGGAAUAGGAGGACAAAGCGGCAUAGAUAUGAUUCUGAUGAUGACAAGCUUGAUGAACUGCUUGAACUUGGAUCUUCCAAUGGAAAGAACUAUGUUGAAUCACGAGGAAGCUGGCACCUUUCAACUGAUGGUUUCUCAGCUUCUUGGGACAUUGCAGACAUACCGGAUCACCUUUCUACAUACUAUUUGAAGAUAUGGGUAAAGUGGGCUUGCUUUAGAUGAUCUCAUCACAGCAUGUGUAGUGUGGCAAUCCUGCUACAUUUCAGGCAACAUCUUGGGCAUGGAGCCUGUAUAUGCAGGCAUAUUUCUAUAUCAAAUCUGCAAUAUUUUGGUGAUGAAUAUGAGGAUUCUUGCAUUUAGGGAUUUCCGAAUGCUGCAUGAGAUCCAGUAGCAACUAUCUUUAGAAGCUUGCUGUAGGUCGACAACAAAGGAAGAUUUUUGGCUGCAUAGACAAUGAAUGGUCCAGUCAUUCAUUUGGAUUUUGGAGGUGGUUACUGACAUUACAGAUAUUGAAACAAAGAUAGUCUGUAUUUGUACUGUACAGUGCUCGCGACUUCCAAUAAAAUUGCAACUACACCUUCUAUACAUGGAAAUGUGCAAGAUUGUUGCUGUGCAUUGAUCACCUACUGAGAUUAUUACAUGCUUACAGCCAUGAACUGUAUUAGGUUCUUCAGUAUAAGCUGGGAGUCUGCAUCGCUUGCAUUCCUAGGAAUUUUGGCAUUUUUUUCUUCUUCUGGUACCCCUGUAUUAUCAUAGACAUGGCAGGCGUUAAACUAUUCGUUAUAUUUUGACAGCGAGGACAUAAAUACGACAAUAUAGUUCUGAGUUUCAUCUCUCA